Molecule: messenger RNA, 258 nt
Organism: Micromonas pusilla CCMP1545
Lineage: Eukaryota; Viridiplantae; Chlorophyta; Mamiellophyceae; Mamiellales; Mamiellaceae
Exons: 1
Biological process (GO): negative regulation of gene expression via chromosomal CpG island methylation
Molecular function (GO): DNA (cytosine-5-)-methyltransferase activity; DNA binding
Source: RefSeq, a predicted model, not a curated record
AUGAAGGCGGGGAAGGAUUCCGGGUGCUACGGCCGUCUCUCCUACGACGAGCCGCACCCGACGGUGCACUCGUACCACAAGCCGCACUGGCACCCGAGCCUCGUGCCGUACGCGCCGCGAGUGAUGAGCGUCAGAGAGAAGGCGCGCAUUCAGGGGUUCCCGGACCGUUUCGUCUUCAAAGGGACGGUGCACCAGCAGUACAAGCAGAUCGCCAACGCGGUGUCGCCGCAGCUCACCAAGGCGCUCGCGCGGUCGAUC